AGAGGAGCUUAGUCUGAGAUAGAAAGAGAGCGAUGACGAUCGACGACGACAGCUCCGUCUACGUCGGCGGUCUCCACUACGACGCCACCGAGGACAGUGUUCGCCGAGUCUUCGAUCUCUACGGUGCCGUCGUCGCCGUUAAGAUUGUGAAUGAUAAUACGAGUAGAGGCACAUGCUACGGCUUCGUCACUUUCAGGAAUCCACGGUCGGCGAUCGACGCCAUCAACGACAUGAACGGCCGGACUGUGGAUGGGAGAGUGGUGAGAGUGAAUGGAGUGAGGAGUAGAGGAGGGAGGUUAGGUUUCGGUGGAGGGAGAGGAAGAGGGAGGGAGACUUUCCGACGAGGUUUCGAGAGGGGGAGAAGCUGGGGUAGUAGGGGUAGGGACCAUGAAAUGGCGUAUGAUGAUGUUAGGGAGAGGUAUAGGGAUAGAUAUAGUGAUAGGUCGACGGAGCGUGGCGAUAGGUACAUUGUGCGAUCGAGGGAGCGGCGGUCUGUGGAGUAUGAGGAGGAGAGGGAUGGGAGAUACGGGCGUGGAGUUGAUGAUCAUGAGUUAAUGAGUGAGCAUUACUCAGAUAGAGAUCGUGAGAGGGGUCGGGAGUUGGAAGAUUUGGAGCAAGGAAGCAGCAGGAGCCAUGAGCUGGGUUGGGGGAAGAGAAAUCAUACUGUGGAAUCUGAUAGAGAGAUGGAGGUGGACAUAAUGGAUCUUCGGAAUGAUGUUGUUGAGAAGGAUAGAGAUCAACAGUCGAGGAGGUGGAACAGUGCAAAUUCUGUUGACCAAAAUAGUAGGGAGCUUUUAUCCCAUUCAAGCGGUGAUUUCAAUGAUCAGGUAAAAGAACAGCUUGAAAUAUCCACACAGAGGCUUGAAGAAUUGAAAAAGGAGACUAUUGAGAUGGAAGAGAAGCUAAAAGAUGAUGGAAAACUGGUUUUGGAUUUACAGAAGCAAUCUCAGAAGCUGGAGGAUGCGUUGGCAAAUGCAAAGAAGAAAACUUUAAACCAGAAGAAGCAGUUGACCAAGCUACAUGAUUGCUUUAUGCAAGUAAAACAUUACAGAGAAAAACUCAAAAGCAGUGAAGACGAACUUCAGAUGCUGGUUGAAAACUCAACAGGGGAAGAUGUGAUUGAUGAUAUUGGUUGAGGGAUACAAUUCUGGCUAUUGGCAAUGCCUGAAGUCAUCUGUAGCUAUUGAAGAUAACUGAAUCUGCACCACAUACUGAAUUGUAUACUUUCUCCUUUGUGGUUGUUGGGCGGUGAGGUUAGGGUAGCAAGCAGUCCUAUUCAUAGUGUAUGAAGCUUUUGUAGAUCUGUAACAGUCUAGUGAAGAAUCAGCUUACUAUAUCUAUGAUGUAUAUCAUAUAUCGUGCUUUCUUAUCUGCCAGUAGUUUCACAUGCUGUUGCGAUACAAUACAACUCUGUAGAGGAAUUGUUUUCGCAAUUAGAUUUAUUACCUGCCAUAACUCUUUUGAAUUAGAAUGCGUGUUUGAAUACAUGCGGUGUGCAU
This is a messenger RNA of Argentina anserina (silverweed cinquefoil), 1499 nucleotides long. RefSeq lists its product as uncharacterized. The record is from RefSeq and is a predicted model, not a curated record. NCBI's taxonomy places the organism in Eukaryota, Viridiplantae, Streptophyta, Magnoliopsida, Rosales, Rosaceae. The coding region runs from base 33 to 1136 and encodes 367 amino acids. Gene Ontology annotation, cellular component: nucleus. The transcript has 9 exons. Gene Ontology annotation, molecular function: RNA binding.